This is a messenger RNA of Schistosoma bovis, 4386 nucleotides long. Lineage: Eukaryota; Metazoa; Platyhelminthes; Trematoda; Strigeidida; Schistosomatidae. The record is from the annotation of a GenBank genome assembly.
GUGGCUAUUUUCAACCUAUUAAAUAAAUCCAAAAGUUUUUCUUGUCUGGACUAUUUUCGUUCGAAGAUUAAUAAAAUAGAAGGGAGAUGAAGGUGGAGUUGUGUGUUACAUUUCAUAAAGAGAGAGACAUAUAAUUGGUAUGAUCGAUUCAUUCUAAUAGUUGACCAGUGUUUUGCGCGUAUCGAUCCAAUAUUAACUAGAUUAUAGUUCGUCUACAUGAUUGACGAUGGUCAGAGAAAUUCAUGAUCUUUCUGUAUUCAGAAUAAAUAAAAAUAAAUAAACUUCGAUUUGCUCCCCUUCUACUCGUCAUAAACUAAAACUAGCCUUCUAUCAAUUUUUAUGUAGAUCAAGUUGUAUGUAUGUUUUACGGGCUUUUAAAGUCCAGGAUAGAAGUGAAAAUCUUUAUUAUGGUCGUUAUGGUAUUUCAUUGAGUGGGUGUUCCAACUGGAAUAUUUAGAUACAAGCAAAUUAAUCAAAGAAUAUAUAUAUUUGAAGAACAAGAGAAAUAAAAAACUAUUCAUUUAUAAACUGUACAUUCAGCACAAACAUUAUUUAACGAACUGUACAAAUUCAUAAUAUCAGAAAAGUAUUUCACUACAUAUUCGACAAGCUACAUUGUUUCCAUAGAAGUCAUACUAAAGAAUAAUCCAUAAAAAUUACAGAUUCAAUGAAGAGUCAAAAGUCUAAUUCAAUAAACGAAUAUUCUUCUUUUACAAAUUUAUUAUUUCAACCACAUCAUUUAUCAGCUUUUUCAAUUCCAUCACCAAUAAAUAAAACAAAAAAUGUUAUUAAACAAUCUACUAAUCAUGAAAAUCUUCCAAUAAUUAAUAAACAUUCAAAUCUAUCACGACAAAAUUAUAGUACAUCAAUAAAACAAUCUUCUAGUAGUAAUCCAAUACAAUUAAAUUUACAACCAUCUAUUAAAGAAAACGACACAUCUAUUAAUCGAUCAUUUUAUGCUCAAUUAUAUAAUUUAAUGUGCUCAAAAUUACCAAAUAUAAUACCUUAUAGUAUUAAUAAUGAUAAUAAUAGUAAUAAUAGUCUAUCGAAUAAACCACGAUAUUCUCCUUAUCCAAUUCCAUCAGAUUUUGAAAGAAACAAAUUAGUAAAUGUAUUCAACAAACCAUACUCUUCAACACAUUCCAAUAAAAUCAAUAUGAAUCAGAUUGAACAUGUAACCAACUUUGUACAAUGUUCCAAUAAUCCCAGUCAAUCUAAAAUACCGAUUUCAAAAGUUCAUGAACAUAGUAGUAGAAAGAAAACUUUAUCAUUGAAUAGAAAUAAAUCAACCAAUAAUAAUAGUAAUCAGUAUCAAAACUCAUCAACAAAUGUAUAUUCAUUAAACCGAUGUAACAGUUGUCCAUCAGUAAUCAUUUCCAACUCAUCAUCAUCAUCAUCAUCAUUAUGUUACUUAAAUAAUCCCUGUAAAAAUUUAAAGUUUCGUAGUAUAAGUUAUGAUUCAUUUGUAUUAGAAAAACAAAAUAACAUUAAAAGAUUGAAUGAGUUAAAUAAUUUUCAAUAUAAUUCAUUGCAUAAUCAAUAUUACCAUCAAUAUCCAUCAGAAAUGUCUUCAUCUUGUUCAAUACCUACUUCAUUACUAUUUGAUUCAUUGAAACAAAAUUUUAUUCAGAAUCAAUCUAUUAAACAUAGUCAAUCCAAUGUAAAUAAUGACAGUAAUUCAAUAAGUGGUAUAAAUUACACUGAAACACCGGUAUCAUUUCUUAAGCAAUGUACUAAUGAGAUGAAUGAAAUGAAUAAUAUUCCUGAUGAAAAUAAUAAUAAUAAUAAUAAUAAUAAUAAAUCAAUACAAACACCAAUACGUGAAACAUUUCUACAUUAUUACUGGGCAUAUUAUUAUGAAGAAUUAAUGCGUUAUUAUAUUCAACACCAAAUAUCAACAAUGAACAAUUGUUCUACUAAUUAUAGAAAUCCAAUGAAUACUACUAUAAUGACUACAACGGAUAAUUUACAAUCAUGUACACAUUCUCAACCGAAAUCAACCAUAAUGAAUGUCAAUAAGAAUAAUAGCAAUUAUAAUAGUAAUAAUAACCUUAUUACUAACUCAUUGAGAUCACCUGUUACAACAUAUAAUACAGUGAAUUACAUUGAUCAUUCUAAAAACUAUGAUAAAUUGAAAAAUGUUAAUCCUAUGAAGAAUACUACUAAUACUACUACUACUACUAGUAGUAGUAGUAGUAGUAGUAGUGGUAGUAAUUAUUAUAAUAAUCAUCAAACUAGUGAAACAAUGAAUAGUUUUCAUGUACCAGAAAAAGUACAAUUUGAGAAUUUAAUAAAUUUACAAAAUAAUUGUGUUUCAUCAUAUAGACAAAAUGAUCUAAUAUGUAAUAAAAACUAUAUGCCGAAUUCUCUCUUGACAUCUGAUACAUUGAUUCAACAGAAAAAUAAACAUCACAGUCAUAAACCUUUUGACAGUAGUAUUGAAAACAGAAAUAUUGUACAAACGAUGAAUCAUCAAGACUUAUUGAUGAGAACACCUCCUUUUCCUGUUACUGCUAGUUUAAGUACUACUGAUAUUAACCAUAUUAGUAAUGAGCAACAUAUAGUACCAUCGGAUAAACAAUAUUUUAUAAAUCAGUCGGAUAAUAAUAUUAGUAAUAUACAUAAUCUUCCGGGAAUGAAUAAACCCACUCGGUUAAACCGCGACUUACAUUCUUUGCGUUUGUCACCUGUUGUCAGAGUGUGUAGUGAUAAUAUUGAUGGUAAAACAAAUAGUGACAAAAUUUUAGAACUACGUCAGUAUUCACCUACAAAAAGACUAUCAUCUUUAUCGUCACCAUCAGCAGCGUCAUCAUCGUCAUCACCAAACAUCAGUGUGCCGUUCUCAAAUAUGAUGCCCUCUUUAACAGCAUUAUCAUCACGAUCAUCAGUACUAUCUCCGCAGACAAAAUUCUGUCGAUCAGUAUCUAUACCGCUAGAUAAUCCCAGCGGUUCAAUGACAUUAAAACGUGAUAAUAAACGCAAUGAUACAUGUGAAUAUUGCGGUAAAAUAUUUAAAAACUGUAGUAACUUGACUGUACACAGGCGUAGUCAUACAGGUGAAAAACCAUAUCAAUGUAAAUUAUGCAAUUAUGCUUGUGCACAAUCAUCCAAAUUGACAAGACAUAUGAAAACGCACGGAAAAGAUGGUAAACCGAGAUAUUUGUGUAAAUAUUGUCAUACACCAUUUAUAGUACCCUCGACAUUGGAAAAACAUAUGCGUAAAUGUAUGCAUGGAAAACACGCAUUAGGAUCACAUACUAUUACACGUCAUAAACAAAUAUUAAAACAAAAUUCUCCUGGAAAAUUUAUACAAUCUUGGCUAGUAGCGGCAGCAGCAGCAGCGGCUACAUCUGGAUCUUCAUCUGGAGUGUCAAAAGGAAUUGUAGAAAAUGAAGGACAUCAAAAUGAUCCCAUAAAUUAUAAAUUAAACAAUUAUAAAAAAUUUAAAUCACGUGCUUCUCCAAUUAAUACAAUGGUAAUGACCAAAACAACAACAGAUCCUUUAAUGACAACAAAUAAAGAUAUGACAGUCACAUGUACAACAAGAACUACUGAUCGUAUUCGGAAAAGAUUAAAAUAUACCAGUUUACAUCAUUUAAAUAGAUUAUCGAAUAAAACAAUCAAUUCUUCAAUUCAUUAUUUACUUCCCUUGUUACAAAACAAUAAUAAUAAUAAAUAUUAUUCAACUAGCAAAGAUGUUCCAUUCGAUAUUGAUUCACGACUUAAACAUAUUUCUAAUGAUUAUAAUACUAUGAUGUGUGAAAAGAGUCAGCUGAAACCUUCAUUCACUUCUGGACCCUAUAAAAACUUAACUAAAGAUAUUGAGAGUAGUAAUAUUAGUGACAAAGAUAACUUAUUCCCAACAUCAGUUUUAUCCUAUACUGAUCAUAUAGCAUCAGUUAAACAAUCAACAAUCAAUACUAAUCAUUUAUUUGUCCCACCAUCUUGUAUACCGAAUUCUUUAAUGAACUUAUCAAUUUCACCUAUCAUAACAAACAAUACGAUUUCAUUUUCAAAUACAAUGAAAGUGAAUGCUUCCUUGUCAAAUAAUCAUCAUCUUACUGAAAAUACUACUGCUAUGUCUACCAGUAGUAGUAACAAUAAUAAUAAUAAUAAUAAUAAUAAUAAUAAUAAUGGAAGAAAUUUAUCAUUUUUAAUGUCGAAAAUUCUAGAUAAUUCCCGAAAUACAGAAAUAUUACCGAUUAAUCCAAAUUCAUCAGUUCCAUCUUCAACAUUAUACAUCUGAAAUGUAUUAAAAAGAAAGAGAACAACAACGACAACAACAAAAAAUGCACAUUUAACAAAAAAAAUAAUAUUUUUUAUGUAUUAUCUUAGAUUAUUAUACUUUCAUUAUAAGUAUCAUUAUUAUUUAUUGUUUAAACAAUA